Messenger RNA from Ostrinia furnacalis (Asian corn borer), 3508 nucleotides. RefSeq names its product ATP-dependent 6-phosphofructokinase (gene Pfk). Gene Ontology annotation, molecular function: AMP binding; fructose-6-phosphate binding; 6-phosphofructokinase activity. Gene Ontology annotation, cellular component: 6-phosphofructokinase complex; cytoplasm. NCBI's taxonomy places the organism in Eukaryota, Metazoa, Arthropoda, Insecta, Lepidoptera, Crambidae. Gene Ontology annotation, biological process: canonical glycolysis; fructose 6-phosphate metabolic process; fructose 1,6-bisphosphate metabolic process. The record is from RefSeq and is a predicted model, not a curated record. The transcript is spliced from 15 exons. Bases 111 to 2456 code for a protein of 781 amino acids.
UUCUGUCAUUGCUGUCAUUGAAAGGUCACCUUGGUGAAGUUCAAGACAAAUUCAAAUUUGUAAGAUUUCGAAAAUUAUUUUGGUGUUGCGGUAAUUUUGAACCCUCAAACAUGGAUCCAAGUACUCAGAGGUUUAUUGAGCGUGGAUCGCAUAAAGGAAAAGGUUUAGCUGUCUUUACCAGCGGAGGUGACUCCCAGGGUAUGAAUGCAGCAGUCAGAUCUGUAGUGCGAAUGGGAAUUUACCUGGGAUGCAAAGUCUACUUCAUUCGUGAAGGUUACCAGGGUAUGGUAGAUGGCGGAGACAAUAUUGAAGAAGCCAACUGGUCAUCUGUAAGCUCUAUCAUCCAUAAAGGUGGUACAAUAAUUGGCUCGGCACGUUGUAUGGAUUUCAUCACUAAAGAGGGUCGCUUGAAAGCAGCCUACAAUCUUGUGACUAGAGGUAUCACCAAUUUAGUAGUGAUUGGUGGUGAUGGUUCUCUAACUGGAGCCAACUUGUUCCGUGAGGAGUGGUCAACCUUGUUGGAUGAUUUACUUGAAAACAAUAAAAUUACUAAAGAUCAGAGGGAGAAGUACAAGUUUUUGCAUAUUGCUGGAAUGGUAGGCUCCAUUGACAAUGAUUUUUGUGGUACGGACAUGACAAUAGGCACGGACUCUGCCUUGCACCGUAUCAUUGAAGCUAUUGAUGCCAUUGUAAGCACAGCUUAUUCCCAUCAGAGGACAUUUAUUAUGGAGGUCAUGGGUAGACACUGUGGUUAUCUGGCAUUGGUAGCCGCUCUGGCGAGCGAGGCGGACCAAGUAUUCAUUCCCGAGGACCCUGUUCCCAAUAAUUGGGUUGAAAAGCUUUGCAAACGAUUACAACAGGAAAGGAAAUCUGGCCAACGAUUGAACAUUAUCAUCGUGGCCGAGGGUGCGAUCGACCGCGAAGGUAAGCCGAUCACCGCCGAGCUGGUGAAAAAGGUGGUGGUGGAAAAACUUCAGCAAGACACCCGCAUCACCGUGCUGGGUCACGUGCAGCGUGGAGGCUCGCCAUCUGCCUUCGACAGGAUCUUGGGUUGCCGCAUGGGAGCUGAGGCAGUAAUGGCGCUAAUGGAAGCUACUCCUACGACGCCGGCGUGUGUGGUGACCCUGGAUGGUAACCAAGCCGUGCGUCUGCCCCUUAUGGAGUGCGUGCGAAGGACUAAAGCCGUUGCCCAGGCCAUGGCUGACAAGAACUGGGAUCUGGCAGUGCAACUGCGCGGACGCAGCUUCGCUCGCAACCUUGAGACCUACAAGAUGCUGACCCGCCUGAAGCCGCCCAAGGAAGCGUUUGACCAAUCCGGAAAGCCCGCUGAGGGUUACACGCUAGCGGUGAUGCACGUGGGCGCUCCCGCUUGCGGUAUGAACGCGGCCGUGCGUUCCUUCGUACGCAACUGCAUCUAUCGCGGAGACACCGUGCUCGGUAUCCACGACGGUAUCGAGGGAUUGAUCAGCGGAAACAUCGUCAAGAUGGACUGGUCUGAUGUGACCGGCUGGGUAGCCCAAGGAGGCGCCUUCCUCGGCACCAAGCGCACCCUGCCUGGCGAUAAGAAGGCCGACAUUGCUGCCCGCAUCAAGCAGUUUAAUAUUCAAGGGCUGCUGCUCAUUGGUGGAUUUGAGGCGUACCAAGCGGGCCUAGAGCUGUACGAGUCCCGCGCCCAGUUCCCGGAGUUCUGCAUCCCGCUCGUGGUCAUCCCGUCCACCAUCAGCAACAACGUGCCCGGGACCGACUUCUCUCUCGGCGCCGAUACUGCCCUCAACGAGAUCACCGAGAUUUGCGACCGCAUCCGUCAAUCUGCUCAGGGAACUAAACGCCGUGUGUUCGUCAUUGAAACUAUGGGCGGAUACUGCGGUUAUUUGGCUACUUUGGCAGGUCUGGCCGGCGGCGCGGACGCAGCCUACAUCUACGAGGAGAAGUUCUCCAUCAAGGAUCUCCAGCAGGACGUGUACCACAUGGCGUCCAAGAUGACGGGCGGCAUCCAGCGCGGCCUCAUCCUCCGCAACGAGAAGGCCAACGAUAACUACAACACCGAGUUCAUUUACCGCCUGUACUCUGAAGAGGGGAAGGGACUGUUUACGGCCAGGAUGAAUGUGCUUGGUCACAUGCAGCAAGGCGGCUCGCCUACUCCCUUCGACCGCAACAUGGGCACCAAGAUGGCGGCCAAGUGCCUGCACUGGCUGGUGGAGGCGCUGCAGCGCGGGCCCUCCAACACGCCCGACUCGGCCUGCCUGCUCGGCGUCGUCAAGCGCCAGUACAAGUUCACGCCGCUAGAGGACCUCAAGGCGCAGACCAACUUCGCGCAAAGAAUACCGAAGCAGCAAUGGUGGAUGAAACUCCGCCCCCUGCUGCGUAUCCUGGCCAAGCACGACUCUACGUAUGAAGAGGAGGGCAUGUACAUGACCGUCGAGCAGGGCGAGAUCGACUCCGAGAGCGUCAUUUAAACGUUCCAUAUCAAUAAGUAGCUUCAAUUUUGUGCUAUCACUUAUAUCACAAAUAGCUAUAAGAAGACUUCUUCGAAAAAUUGCAAGAUCGUCUUGUAUUGGGCUUGGUCUAGAUUAGCAACUCCUUGUUGAUAUUUGAACGUGUGUGGGCAUUAUACAAAAUAAAACCGCGUGCUAUUGUGUGUAACUUGCGUCUCGUAAGCUACUUUAACGACAUGGAGAAUUACUGCAAGUCGUAAAACUUAUUACGUACGAGCGAUUUGUGAUGAGUUAAUUUUUUUUGGUGCUGGUAACCUUUUAUUGAACCGGGAGUUCAUUAAUGUGUGAUGUGAUUACCACCGGAAAUGCGUCUUGCAAUUUUAGGAAUAAGCUGAUAUGAUAAACACCAUCGGUAGUUUGUUUGUAUCAUCAAAAACAUUUUGACUAAUGAAUGUUGCAUUUUAGAAAAUUUGCAUGUAGACGUAGCAUUAAAUUGACAAUGUUUUCGAUGUGGAAUGUUAUUUUGAAGUAGAUGAAUUUAUUUUGAAUUAAUAAAUACUCCGUUGAAGCGGAAAUAUUACUAGUAAACUAUUUGUUAAAAGUAGCAAUGGACUAGAAUCUAGAUAGGUAUUGCGUGGUACAUUUGUACCUAACUUUACCAAAAUAUACUCCUACAAUCUUAGCGUAAUGAUGUGUUUGCCAUCUUUCAGUAACCACAGACCAAUGAUUUAUUUAAUAUUUUAUUUAAGUUAAUUUUCGUAAAUAGGAAAUAUUUAAUAAUUGUAUGAUGAAAUUUAUGAAACAAUAGAAACAAAUGGCUGUGGGUUGACAUUGUACUUUUUUAUUUAUUUUAAACUGAUUCUAUAAACGACAAUUUAGUAUCAUAGAACCAGUUUAUUUAUUUUUGAGACACAUUUUUUGAAUAUCCUGUAUGUAAUAUUUCAUAGAGAUUAUAUCGGUGUUGCUUGCUGUUCGAAUGGUGACAAAAGUAAAAAAAUAUAAUAUGUAGCCAUAAUUGAUUUGUCAUUUCUUAGAAAGUUUAGAUAAAUAGAUUUUGACUGGAUUGUAUCUUU